UCACUCUAGUCUCUUCCCCUCUGCGCCGCGUCUCUUCUCCUCCUCCUUCGUCGUCUUCUUCCUCCCGCCACGCCACUCCCUUCAAUUUCACCGCCUCGACGAAACCCUAGCCAUGAGGCAAACCCUCCUCCUCCGAUCCAUCGCCUCCUCCAUCCGCAGAGGACGAGCUCCGCGCGAACCCUCUCCUCCCCUCUGCCGCUCCUUCGCCGCCGCUGCCGACCAGCCCGAUCGCAAGGUCGCCAUCCUCGGCGCCGCCGGAGGCAUCGGCCAGCCCCUCUCCCUCCUCAUGAAGCUCAACUCACUCGUCUCCUCCCUCUCCCUCUACGAUAUCGCCGGAACCCCCGGCGUCGCCGCCGACGUUAGCCACAUCAACACCCGCGCCGAGGUGGCCGGGUAUGCGGGCGAGGACCAGCUCGGGAAGGCUCUGGAAGGUUCCGAUAUCGUCAUCAUCCCCGCCGGCGUGCCUCGGAAGCCCGGGAUGACUCGCGACGACCUCUUCAACAUCAACGCCGGCAUCGUGAAGUCCCUCUGCACCGCCAUCGCCAAGUAUUGCCCCAAUGCGCUUGUUAAUAUGAUCAGCAACCCGGUGAACUCAACUGUCCCAAUCGCGGCGGAGGUGUUCAAGAAGGCCGGGACGUACGAUGAAAGGAAGCUGUUUGGAGUGACCACACUUGAUGUGGUCAGGGCUAAGACUUUCUAUGCACAGAAGGCUAAACUUCCUGUUGAGGAGGUUGAUGUUCCUGUCGUCGGUGGGCAUGCUGGUAUAACAAUUCUGCCUCUCUUCUCCCAGGCAACUCCAGCAAGUAAUGAUCUAACAGAUGAGGAUAUUAAGGCGCUCACUAAGAGGACACAAGAUGGAGGAACAGAGGUGGUGGAAGCAAAGGCUGGAAAAGGCUCUGCCACCUUAUCUAUGGCCUAUGCUGGUGCAAUCUUUGCUGAUGCAUGCCUAAAGGGUCUUAAUGGGGUUCCAGAUAUUGUUGAAUGCUCCUUCGUGCAAUCAAGCAUCACCGAGCUACCUUUCUUUGCCUCCAAGGUAAGGCUAGGAAAGAAUGGUGUGGAGGAAGUACUUGGACUAGGAAGCCUCUCUGAUUAUGAAAAGCAAGGAUUAGAGAAUCUCAAACCUGAGCUCAAAUCUUCUAUUGAGAAGGGGAUCAAAUUCGCGCGAGAAAAUUAACAAAAUUGGAGAAAGAGCGUUUUGGUUUUCCAUUGUGUCAUGUGCUCAAGAGAGGGUUACUCUCAUUGCAUAUUUUGGAAAAAGCUGUUUAUUUACAGAAACCUACACCCUGAGAUUAUGUUUACAUCAAUAAGUUUGCAAAAUUGUACUACUAAGUUAUUUGGAAUCUGGGAGUUGUUAAAAAUUUUCUUGCCUAAAUUUGAUUAAACAUUUUUAGAUUGAUGGAUUA
Molecule: messenger RNA, 1403 nt
Organism: Ananas comosus (pineapple)
Lineage: Eukaryota; Viridiplantae; Streptophyta; Magnoliopsida; Poales; Bromeliaceae
Product: malate dehydrogenase, mitochondrial-like
Exons: 7
Coding region: 113-1174 (353 amino acids)
Biological process (GO): tricarboxylic acid cycle; malate metabolic process
Cellular component (GO): cytoplasm; mitochondrion
Molecular function (GO): L-malate dehydrogenase (NAD+) activity
Source: RefSeq, a predicted model, not a curated record